Molecule: messenger RNA, 222 nt
Organism: Cooperia oncophora
Lineage: Eukaryota; Metazoa; Nematoda; Chromadorea; Rhabditida; Trichostrongylidae
Source: the annotation of a GenBank genome assembly
UUCCCCGGUGUUUCGUAUUACUGCAUGUCUAAGGCGGCUAUUGACCAGUUCACAAAAUGUCUAGCCCUCGAAAUGGCGCCACAUGGAGUACGCGUUAAUGCAGUUAAUCCUGGUGUUAUCGUCACUGAGGUCCACAAACGAUCCGGUAUGAACGAUGCAGCCUAUGAAGGGGUGAAGUCUUUUAUGUUCCUCAUUGGAUUUCUGUUCUUUUCUGUGCUAUAA